Messenger RNA from Mollisia scopiformis, 2030 nucleotides. RefSeq lists its product as uncharacterized. Gene Ontology annotation, molecular function: 1,3-beta-glucanosyltransferase activity. Gene Ontology annotation, cellular component: cytoplasm; fungal-type cell wall. The record is from RefSeq and is a predicted model, not a curated record. Bases 227 to 1849 code for a protein of 540 amino acids. Lineage: Eukaryota; Fungi; Ascomycota; Leotiomycetes; Helotiales; Mollisiaceae. The transcript has 3 exons. Gene Ontology annotation, biological process: fungal-type cell wall (1->3)-beta-D-glucan biosynthetic process.
GUUUACCCCCAAAAACGAGAUUUCCCAUCCCAGCGCGCCUCGUUCGCUUGCCUCCAGUACCAUUUUCAUCUUUCCUCUCCUCUGGCUUGCUCUUGCUUUCCAAGGAAACCUUUCGCUUCGUCAUAACCUUCAAACUUCAACCACCGACUGUCGUUUCCCCUUCGUCGUUCGUUUCUGGAGGUGUACCUCAACCCCAUUCUAUCCGCAUUUACUCUUCAUCGACACCAUGGGCAGAACAGCUCCUCUCGUGUCGCUGUUGGCGGCCUCUUCCAUUCUAUUCAAUGGCGUGUCCGCAACCCUCCCUACAAUUGCUAUCAAGGGAUCCAAGUUCUUCUACUCUAACAAUGGCACUCAAUUCUUCAUCAAAGGCGUAGCAUAUCAGUCCGGUAUCGCCAGCGCCGGUGGCGGAAGUACCUCUGGUGAUAAUAGCACCGGGUACAAUGAUCCUCUGGCCGAUUCUACUUCGUGUGCACGCGAUAUCCCUUACCUUCAAAAGCUCGGUGCGAACACAAUCCGUACAUAUGCCAUCGAUCCCACCCAAGACCAUUCCGCCUGCAUGGCUGCGCUCGAUGCGGCCGGUAUCUACGUGAUCAGUGAUCUUGGACAACCAGAUCUUUCGAUCAAUCGUGAGGAUCCACAAUGGGACACCGAGCUCUACAACCGUUAUACUGCCGUCGUUGACUCUCUAUCGUCGUACAGCAAUGUUAUCGGAUUCUUUGCCGGAAACGAAGUCACAAACAACCUUUCUUACACCGGAGCUUCGGCUUUCGUGAAGGCUGCGGUUCGCGACACCAAGGCAUACAUUGCAGCGAAGAAGUAUCAUGCUAUGGGUGUUGGUUAUGCUGCAGAUGACGAUGCUUCUGUUCGUGCCAACGUAGCCGCAUAUUUCAACUGUGGACCUACCGAGGAUCAGAUCGAUUUCUGGGGAUACAACAUUUAUGAGUGGUGUGGCGAUUCGAACUACGAGCUUUCCGGAUAUGCGGAGAGAACUGCUGAGUUUGCCAACUACUCCGUUCCAGCAUUCUUUGCCGAAUAUGGCUGCAACACACAGGGUGGUGGAGCUGCUGGACGUGAAUUCACCGAAGUCGCAGCGCUCUAUGGCGCCAACAUGAGCUCUGUCUUCUCUGGUGGUUUCGUCUAUGAAUACUUUGAGGAGGAGAAUGAUUAUGGUUUGGUUUCAGUCAGCGGAAAUUCCGUCAGCACUCUUGCAGAUUUCAAUGCCUGGUCUACUCAGAUCCAUGCUGUCUCGCCGACUGCUGUCCAAUCCGCGAGCUACACCCCAACCAAUACUGCUGGCCAAGCCUGCCCAACAGUCGAUGCCAAUUGGCAAGCCGCAACUGUCCUUCCUCCCACUCCAAAUCAGGCCGUCUGUAGCUGCAUGAUGGCAUCACUCACUUGCACGGUUGCAUCAUCUGUCAACACGAGCGACAUCGGUAAUCUAUUCAACCAAGUUUGCGGUUACAACGGAGGUAAGCCUUGUGCUGGAAUUGUCCGCAACACAACAACCGGUACCUAUGGCGCAUACUCCAUGUGCAAUUCCACCGAGCAACUUGCAAACGCAUUCAACGCCUAUUACCUCCAGGAGAACAGUGCAAGCACAGCCUGUGACUUUGCUGGAGCCGCUCAAGUCGUCAAGGCCGCAGGAGCUGCAAGCAGUUGCUCAUCUCUCAUUGCUUCAGCUACUGCCAGCAACGCGGGUGGAGCCACAGGAACAGGCGCCGCUUCAUCAACAAGCAAGAAGAGCGAUGCUAGUGGAAUGAUCGUUGGUGCAAGCUUUGGUGCUUACAAGUAUUUCAUCGGGUUCACCAUGUUGGCUGUUGCGUCGGGGGCGGGGAUGAUUCUUUUAUAAUUGACGAAUAAUGGGAGGAGUGCUUUGGAUGGAUGGGGUCAAUACAUUAAGUUUCCUGCACAUAAUUGAGAACGAUGAGAAGAAGAAGCAAAACGGUGUAUGAUAAUGCCUUGUUUCUAUUGCGUUGGGUUGGGCAUGAAUCUUUCCAUAGUGAACAGCAGUGGUUUUUCAUCAUCCUUUU